CCCACCUUCCCGCGCUGCGAUGAUGGCCGGAAGUGUCCGACAACAAGUGAGCGGCAGGUGAUCGUUUGUCAUUGCUGGUAACGAGCGGCUCUCUGUGCGUCACGGUGCGUCCCGGACUCUCCACCCUGCAUGUCAAUUGUAGGCAGAGCGGCAUGUGAUGCUCUCUCCGUCCUCCAGUGUCCUGCGAGCGCUCACUCUCAACCACAAGUGCUGGCCAGCGGAUGUAUUCAUGCCUCUCUGCAGAUUUCCUCUGACAUCUGUGCUCAGAACACAGCCUGGAUAUUGUUGAUCGCUGCACGAGGUUCACGGACUGAGCCCCUGACCUGAAAUCACUCUCCGGCACCUCCCUCACUGCCACAUCCAUCCAUCUCUUCUCACACUCUCUGCCUGUAUCACUCCUGUUCGCACCAGUCUCCGUCCCCCUAUCUCUUUCUCUCUCCAACCCCCGCCCCCCCUUCCCCACCCCGAUGCCUAAGAACAGCAAGGUGACGCAGCGCGAGCAGAGCCAUGAGCACGUCACGGAGUCGGUGGCCGACCUGCUCGCACACGAGGAACCGCUCGACUACAAGAGCAGCUCCCUGAACGUCGGAGGGGCCGCCGCGAAGAAAGUCCCGCAGCUGGAGGUGCCCGAAAAUGACGGGCGCCCCGCCUGGAACAGCAAACUGCAGUACAUCCUGGCCCAGGUGGGCUUCUCUGUGGGCCUGGGGAACGUGUGGCGCUUCCCUUACCUGUGCCAGAAGAAUGGAGGAGGCGCCUAUCUGGUUCCCUACUUCAUCCUUCUCCUCAUCAUCGGCAUCCCGCUUUUCUUCUUGGAGCUUGCAGUGGGUCAGAAGAUCCGACGUGGGAGCAUCGGGGUCUGGAACUACGUCUGUCCCAGCCUGGGCGGGAUAGGAGUGUCCAGUCUGAUGGUAUGUGGCUUUGUGGGUCUCUACUAUAAUGUGAUCAUCGGCUGGAGCAUUUUCUACUUCUUCCAGUCCUUUCAGUAUCCUCUGCCAUGGAGCGAAUGCCCGAUCAGGAGGAAUGGGACACUUGCCAUUGUGGAGCCAGAGUGCGACAAAAGCUCCGCCACGACAUAUUUCUGGUACCGCCAGACUCUGAACACGACCAGCACCAUUGCAGAGAGCGGUGGGCUCAACAUCAAGAUGACUCUCUCUCUGCUGGUGGCCUGGAUCAUCGUCUGCCUCGCCGUCAUCAGAGGAAUCGCCUCCUCUGGGAAGGUGAUGUACUUCAGCUCUCUUUUCCCCUACGCGGUGCUGUUCUGUUUCCUGGUCAGGGGUUUAAUGCUGAAGGGAUCAGUGGACGGUAUCGCUCACAUGUUCACCCCCAAGCUGGAGAAGAUGCUGGAGCCCCAGGUGUGGAGGGAGGCAGCCACCCAGGUCUUCUUCGCCCUGGGUCUGGGGUUCGGAGGGGUCAUAGCGUUCUCCAGCUACAACAAGAUCGACAACAACUGUCACUUUGACGCCGUGCUCGUCUCUAUCAUCAACUUCCUCACUUCUAUUCUGGCCACGCUGGUGGUCUUCGCUGUGCUGGGCUUCAAGGCCAACCUCAUGAAUGAGAAGUGUGUCGUAGAGAAUGCAGAGAAGAUCCUGGGAUACCUCAACUCCAACGUCCUGAGUCACGACCUGAUACCUCCACAUGUGAACUUCACCCAUCUCACCACCGCAGACUACGCUGAGAUGUACGGCGUCAUCAAGACAGUGAAGGAGGGCAGCUUCGCCCAGCUGGGUCUGGAGCCCUGCGUCCUGGAGGACGAGCUCAACAAGGCAGUCCAGGGCACAGGCUUGGCCUUCAUCGCCUUCACGGAAGCCAUGACCCAUUUCCCGGCAUCUCCGUUCUGGUCAGUCAUGUUCUUCUUCAUGCUCAUCAACCUCGGGCUGGGCAGCAUGAUCGGCACCAUGACAGGCAUCACCACACCCGUCCUCGACACCUACAAGGUCCAGAAGGAGCUUUUCACAGUGUGUUGCUGCAUCGUGGCCUUCUUCUGCGGACUGUUGUUUGUUCAGCGCUCAGGGAACUACUUUGUCACCAUGUUUGAUGACUACUCUGCCGGACUGCCUCUCACCGUUGUGGUCAUCCUGGAAAAUCUGUCUGUCGCUUGGAUUUACGGCACGAAAAGGUUCAUGCAGGAUCUGGAGGACAUGUUGGGUUUCCGACCAUUCAAGAUUUAUUUCUACCUGUGGAAGUAUGUCUCCCCUCUGUUUCUCAUUGUGCUCAUCUCAGCCACUGUCGUAGAGAUGGCCAUCAGCCCGCCAGGAUACAACGCCUGGGUGGAAGAGCUGGCUCAGGAACGCUUCCAGAGUUACCCUCCCUGGGCUCUGGCCAUGUGCUUCGCUCUGAUCAUAGUGGCCAUGCUUCCUCUGCCCCUCGUCUACAUCGCCCGUCGCUUCAACCUGAUAUCAGACGGCUCAAACAAGCUGUCUGUCUCCUACCGUAAAACCAUGAUGAAGGAUAUGUCUAAUCUGGAGGAGCAGGACGAGGCCAGAUCCAUCCUUGGCGCCAAGCCCGGCGAGGCGCCAUCAUCGGGGCCAGCGCGCAAAGCCUACCUAGCUCCGGGAACGAACAAACCUCUGGACCCCAACUCCCUGUCUCCAAACAGCUGCUACGGUACGGGCUACCAGAACGCUGCCAUCAGCCCGACAACACCGACCACACCUACCACGCCGACCACACCUGUCACACCAGAGUCUGACUCUUGACUGCAGUCCAAACACCUCUCUGACACCCAGUCCUGUAGCACCGUUUACCUUUCUGCCAUAAAGUCUCCACCGGGGGUCACUGCAGCGCAGAGUCUCCCUAACGCCACCCGACUUACACCACAAAACUGUACGUAGCCGCCCUCGCUUCACAAAAUAACACCAAGGAACCAUCUGCAGCAGGAAUAACAAGCUCAACACUGAAAUCAGGGUGAGAUUGACAGACUGCACAUCUGUAACCUGUUCUGUGUUUACCAUCACAGGUUUUUAGAUGCAGCUCUGCGUGCUUUUCUUCGCCUUAGCAUAACGAUCCUCAGCAGACACACAUCCUUCCCACCGCACACACACACAGCUGAAUGCACAUCCCUGUCUGCUGCACAGUGCAGGGGAGCUGAAAGUAUGAAUGUAGAGGAGCCAGCAGGGUCCUGCUGAUUGAACAGGUUUUCACUCAGUACAAUGGCACAGUGAGCCGAGAUGAAUGUGAGUUUAAUCAAGUUGUGAUUUAAAGCCUGUCAGUGUUUGCGUCACUGCCUUCCAUUACUGGUACUGUGCGUCAGAGCCACACAGUCUAACACAAAACACGAUUUUUACGGGAGACAUAUUAUGUUUUUCGGUUUUUUUCCUUUGCUUCAGUGAUUUUCCAAAGUUCUUGUGCACGUUGAAAAACCUUGAAAGUAAAAAAGUCCACACUAACUGACUGAAGCUCCUCUAUCCCACAGAAAACACUGCUCCUGGAACACCUUGUCAGUAAUCCAGCCCUUUAAUUCUGUGACUUUGUGACAUCACAUUACGUCACCAUGUCACAUGUUUGCAUAAUUUGGGCCUAGUGGCUAGUUUUCAGCUGCUUUGUUGUUGUUAGUGGAGGGUCAGCUGCGUGUCAGCUGACCAAUCAGAGCAGACUCAGUCAGAUCAGGAGGGGGGGCCUUAAAGAGACAGGAGCUAAAACAGAGCAUUUCAGAAAGAAGGGGAAUACAGAGCUGCAGUACGGUACCGUAUGAGAAAAUUGAUGUGGUCUUUCAGCAUUAAAGUAUGUAAACCUUUUUCAGUAGUAAGCACAAAUAAAAGUAUGAACCUUAAAAUAAGCAUAAUAUGUCUCCUUUAACUAUUAGAUCUUGAGCAGUGAUUUCAGUGAGUAGACAGAGUAUGUCUGACACACACUUCUAACGCCCUGAACAAGAAAACACAAAGCUCUGUGUGUUGUAAGCUAUGCUCAAGGCUGCUAUAAACAUGUCCAUUCACUGUAUGUUUCAUCCUCUUCCGUCCCCCCCAUUCACUGCAGUGUUUUGUGUGUAGUCAGUAUUGUUCUCCCUCAUUCUGUAAACAGCAGUGUACAUGAUAGUGAUACACUGUAGGAUACUAUAAGUUUUGUUCUAAACGCAGUCAACCACUUCACAUCGUGUUAUAACUUGCGGGAAUCGCUCAUUUCAGUUUCUCCACCAAAGAGUAAAAUCAUAGACAACAAAAACACUUGAAAUCCACAUAUUCAUAUGACAGAACAACAGAAAGGACACGUUGCAUUAUGCUGAUGGUGAUCCACAAAGAGCUUGUUUUAAUUCUUGACUUUUGAGUGCAGCAAGAGCAGACGCGUACAACUCAGACUAGAGUAUGGAUUUUUUAAAUGUCUCUAUCUGAUGCAUUACAGGGCUGCACAUUUGAGAAAGUGCAAUGAGUGCAACAUUUUACAUGUAGCCGCCCAGGGAGGAAGAUAAACAAAGGACAAUUUUCAGCCCUCGCGAACAGCUAAGUCUUCAGUAACAGAAAGCACAGCUUGUUCACGUGAAUUUGAAAGAAAUGCCUGCUCCUUGCUCAACGCAAUUCGGACCUUCCUCCUAGAAAAGCACAAAACCAAUUUUAAGCAACUGCUGCGCACAAGUGAGUUACUAACUUUAGGUGUUCAGCUGGUGGAAUGGAUUGCUGCUGUUCAAUAAGUCCCACGCGAUGAUUAAGCAAUACUGGAGCACAAACAAAAAUGCACAAUGUUCACUAUGGACCAAAAAAAAACAACUAAUGAACAUGAAAUAGAAGAAUCAGCUUUGGACCAAAAGAUUAAAGGAAUUUAAGAAACAAAAAUGAAAAUGGUGGAAUGGUACAAACUUUUGUAUGUCUUGAACUCUUUCAUGCACAAACAAAAAACAUAAAUGCACACAUGCGCUCAAACCCCACACAUGCACACUGUUUCUGUUCACGUGUGGUAUAAUAAACCCCUGAGUGUUAAUUACACAGACAGUAAUGUCACACCACGUUUCCUUUGUGAUGCAGAUCUGUGACUCCUGGUUGAACUGCUGUUAAACCAGCAGACAGUCUGAACGGGUGAAGUUAAGACGGACAUGUUUCAUUUUUGCACACACCGAUUCUGAGUAGUUGUGCAAAACUGUCUUCAAGUUCAAACUGAGCACAUUCAAGUUCCUUUUACAUGGAAGAGGAUACGUUUAUUUAUUUUUUUAUCACGAUAUUCAAAGCCAUGGUGUUAAGGAUCUAAAUGGACUAUAUUUAUAUUCCUGUAUAUUUGCGGUGUGUGUAGGUGUGAUGAACAACAAAGAUUUAUCUUUUAAAAGUGACCAGUAUAUAUAUAUAUACUGUAUAUUUUCAUCUUGUGUGAAGCUUAUUUAAAUUGUAUAUUUAAAGACUUAUCUAUUUUGUAGUUUGUGUAGCUAAUUCUUGUUGUGGGAUGUGAAAAUGCUGCUGGGAGCUGGAGGUGAUGUGUCAUGUGAAGUGUAGCGUUAUGUGGGCCACAGCUGGUUCUGCGUUGUGUUCAUGAGGGCUGUGUGUUCCUCUGGCUGCACCUGGUGUUAGGAUACGUCCACUCCCCUGCCUCCACUUUAGCUUUACUGGUCUACUUGUUUUUAGCCGCACUAGCACCACCUGCUCUGACGCAGAUCAUUUACCAUGAAUCCCAUGACUUCUCAUGUGGCGCCACCUGCAGGUCAAAAUGUCCUCCUGCCCAACGCUUAAAUUCACAAAAUAAUUGAGUCAGCUUCAGUUAAGAACGCUAAGAUAGUAUGCUAAUGUGCCGUUUGUAUAAAAACAUGCAAACUUCCUUAAAAUUACAUGCAAAAUAUUAGCAUGUCAGAAAGACGAUUAGCAUGCCUAAAUGUUACAGUGAGUAUCAGCAAGCUAACAAUCCAAUUGGAUGCUAACAUGCUAGCAUGUCUGUUGAACGCUGACAAGCUUUCAGCUGGAAAUCUGCGUUGAGACCAUCCCAGCAUAAUGUUACCGUUAUUCCAACUUGAACAUGUUGGUUGCCUGACCAUAGUCUUGUGGUCAUUCAACAACAUAAAUUAUCUUCUUUUGCAGUAAAGUAGCUCCCUGCAAGACCUCUGCUUUGGCACAACCUGCAGGGCAAAAGUUCCUCUUGUUCAGCAGCUGCAGGUGCAGUUAAGGUGAAUGCUAAGAGAGCCUGCUAACAAACGAAUUGUAUAAAAACAUACCAACUUGAAAAUGUUAUAUUUCUUAUAAUAUAUAUUAUAAUAUCAAAUAAUUCCAGACAGUCUCAGAUAUACUUGAGAUGAAUGCCAGGAUAGCAUGCUAACAAGCUUAAUGUAGGAAAACAGACCAGCAGGAAAUGACAUGGUAAACAUUAGCAGGUUGGCAAGAUCAUUAGCACUGGCGUACCCCCACAAACAACAUAUUAAAGUUAUCAGCAUGCUAGCACAGUCAAUAGUUAUGAUAGCUUGUUAGCAUAUUAACAUUCUAGCAUACCAGUUAAUAUGGUAACAAGGUUUCAGCUGAGCUUCUGUAAACUAACUUUGACUACAUUGAGUUGAGUCUGUACUCAAACACAAAAGAUUCUUAAAACAAAUGUGUCCCUUAAACUUUCAUCAAUCUGUCUGUGUGUGUGUGCAGAGCAUCGCCGUCCUGCAGGGCUGCUAGUGUGGCUAUAAACUUUAAUUGAAACUUGUUUCAUCUCUUGUCUUGUUUUUAGUCUGUGUGAAUCAGGCACUUCCUGCUGAGAGUGCAUCGUGUAGAAAUCUCCCCGUUGUCCAAAUCUGUAAAUAACCUUGUGUAGUCAAACUAUUCUGAAGAUAGAUUUUAUCCGUGUGAAGUAUAUCAAUGUCUUAAAGUGACUGUUUUAGCAGUAAAUGUAACAUAAAGUAAUAAUGAAUGUGAUUAAUGCACUUUUUUUCACUAGGACCGCAAAAAAAAAGUUAGCAUUUGUUCUGUCCUCAUAGCAGUAAAUUCGAGGUCUGUGUAAAAGCAAUAUCCAGUUAAUAAACUGAAGAAUAACUUAGGCUGAAAGACACAUUAGUGUCAGUCAUAGCAAUGAUUAGGAGCUGCCCCUUGUAGCCAAAGGGAUGUUCGACUCUUCCUUACAAGUGCUGGAGUGUGUGCAUAUAUAUGAAAAAAAAAUAUGUGUGUGUGUGCGUGUGUGUGUGUGUGCGCGUGUGUGUGUAAACUACAUAUUCCUUCUUGUUACCUGUGGGUGCAGGGCCUUACUGAGCACACGUUUCAAGCACUGUCUGUACAGGAGACACGUUUAGAAAAUGUCCUUUUACAGCUUCUCUCUCUCUCUCUUCUUUCCUCAGUCACGUUAUGAUUGUAUGAGACUGAUGAAUUAUUGUUAAAAAAAAAUCGUGUACAUCACCACAAAUGUUAAUAAUAAAGA
Acanthopagrus latus (yellowfin seabream) is the source of this 7296-nucleotide messenger RNA. RefSeq names its product sodium-dependent neutral amino acid transporter SLC6A17-like. The coding region runs from base 468 to 2696 and encodes 742 amino acids. Gene Ontology annotation, biological process: proline transport; L-leucine transport; alanine transport. Gene Ontology annotation, cellular component: plasma membrane; synaptic vesicle. The transcript is spliced from 12 exons. The record is from RefSeq and is a predicted model, not a curated record. Lineage: Eukaryota; Metazoa; Chordata; Actinopteri; Spariformes; Sparidae.